AUGCCCCUAACAUCAACUAUCAUUGCACCAGCUGUUGAUGCUAUCGAGGCCGAAUUCCAUGUUACUUCAGAUGUCAAGGGCUCUCUGACAGUAUCCCUGUUCCUGCUCACUUACUGUCUGGGACCAUUGGUGCUAGCACCUCUUAGCAAACUGCUCGGCCGCGUUCCCAUCCAGCAGUCAGGAAAUGCCUUCUUCCUCGCUUCUGAUCUGGCCGCGGGUUUCUCAAAAAGCAUAACCCAGCUCUUAGUAUUCCGCCUGUUGAGCGGACUAGACGCUAGUGCUUCAUUAGCUACCGGCGUCAGCACCAAUGGUGAUAUCUUCCCCAAAGAACAACGCGGGCUAAGCCUUGCCCUUCUUAACAUGGAUCCCGUCCUUGGCUUCUGCCUCUCCAUAGCAGCCGGCUACAUAACAGAGUACUCAACCUGGCGAUGGGCCUUCCACGCAACCCCAAUAUUUGCCGGUGUCAUAAUCCUAACCUCACUAAGCCUUUCACGCGAGACCUACGCCCCGGUCCUCCUCCACCGCAAGAAACAAGCUCUCCAACUUAUGCCAGACUACAGAGGCCUCACACUCCUCACUCAAUUCGAGCAAGCCACAAACACCACCACACCUUCCACCUCCAAAUCUCAAACCCUAACAAGCCUCUACCACCGCACCCUCUUCCGCUCCCUUCGCCUCCUCCUCACCCAACCCAUCGUCCAAGCCCUCUCCCUCUACCACGGCUACAUCUACGGCCUCGUCUACCUCAUCCUCUCGACCUUCCCCCACCCUAUGGAAAACCCAAUACCACCUGCCCGCCAGCACCGGCUCCCUGCACUACCUCGCCCCGUGCAUCGGCUACCUCCUAGGCGCGCACAAACCUGCGCCCUAGUCUCAGACAAGAUCUACCUGCGUCUCAAAACCUCCAACCACGGCAUCGGCAAGCCCGAGUCCCGCCUCCCACUCAUGAUCCCCGCGAGUCUGCUCGUCCCCAUCGGCUUCUUCAUCUACGGCUGGUCCGCACAGUACAGAACCCACUGGAUCGUUCCAGAUAUCGGUAUUGUUCUGCCGCUCAUGGGCGCUACUGUCAUUUUCCAGUGUACGAGCGCGUACCUUCUCGAAGCGUAUAGUGUGUAUGGGGCGAGUGCGAACGGUGGAGUCUAUAUCUUGCGGGGAUUGACGGGGUUUGGGUUCCCGCUGUUUUAGUCCCGUUAUGUAUCGCGUGCUGGGAUAUGGAUGGGGGAAUAGCCUUUUGGGGUUUGUAGCGGUUGUUUAUUGGGUGUCCUAUUCCGUUGGGUGCUGUGGUGGUUUUGGGAGAGGUUGAGAAGGAAAAGUAGUUUUGCGGAUGAGGUGUGACAAUGAUGAUACAUACGUAGUUAUCCAUCGCCCCUUGAUUCGGGGAGUGGAG
This is a messenger RNA of Aspergillus piperis CBS 112811, 1387 nucleotides long. RefSeq names its product MFS general substrate transporter. The coding region runs from base 1 to 1185 and encodes 394 amino acids. NCBI's taxonomy places the organism in Eukaryota, Fungi, Ascomycota, Eurotiomycetes, Eurotiales, Aspergillaceae. The transcript has 2 exons. Gene Ontology annotation, biological process: transmembrane transport. The record is from RefSeq and is a predicted model, not a curated record. Gene Ontology annotation, molecular function: transmembrane transporter activity.